CAUAGCAGGUGAGGUCACGCCAGCGCCGCGCCACCUGGGACCGAACGCGGGGCGAUGGUGGGGAAUCCCGCCAGGAAUAUAAAACUGCUGUGUGUUGAGCUUCUAGAAGCAUCCGCAAUGCCAUUCCUCCUCAAAUUACCCCUCUCUCUUUCAAAUGACAUUUAUACUUGCUGUUUUUCCUCUUGAAGUCCCACAUUCAAGAAAGACUGUAAUCUGAUGAGGACAACUAGUUUUGUUCUUUGAUUGACAUAUAGGUCAGUGAAAGACAGAUACUAAUGAUCUUACCAUCAACAAGUGUGCUGUGUUUUGUGAAGUCAACGUGGAAUCAAAAAUACAUAUACAUAUUACUUUAUUGUAUAUUGAAUGAACCUUUUUGGAACCUGUGAUAUUUUAUUCUUCGAUUAAUAAAAAGUUAGAAAGAACUGCAUUUAUUCAAAAUAUAUAUAUUUUUUUCUCUCAAUAUAAGUCUUUAUAUUAUCAGUUUAACACAUCCCUGAUGAAUAAAAGUAUUAGUUUCUUUAAAAAAAAGAAAGAAAGAAAAAACAAUGCACUGAGCCCAAACCUUUGAACGGUAGUGUAUAUUGUUUAAAAAAAAUGUCUAUUUUGAAUAAAUGCUAUUCUUUUGAACUUUUUACUCAAAGAAUCCUUAAACAAAGUAUCACAGGUUCCAAAAAAAUAUUAAGCAUUUCUAACAUUGAUAAUAAAUCGGCAUAUUAGUAUGAUUUCUGAUAGAUCAUGUGACACUGAAGACUGGAGUAAUGAUACUGAAAAUUUAGCUUUGCAUCGCAAAAAUCUAUUAUAUUUUAAAGUAUAUUAAAAUAGAAAAAUGUUAUUUUAAAUUGCAAUAAUAUUUCACAAUAUUACUGUUUUUUCUGUGUUUUUGAUCAAAUAAAUGCAGCCUUGAUGAGCAUAAGACACUUGUUUCAAAAACAUUACAAUAUAUAUUUAUUAUUAUUAUUAUUUUUUUUUUUCCCCUUUGUUAAUAUUUAGUUUAACUCGGAAAUGUCACAUUAUAGAAGUAAAAUACAUUGCAAAUGCCACUUCAUGUUUACAGCAAUAUAAAAUCCAGCAUUUAAGUCUUACAAAAAAAAAAAAAAAAAAGGCAGAGAAAUGGUGUGUUUAGUGUUUUCUAGAUUGUUGCUAGGUGGUUGCUAAGGUGUUUUAAAAAGUUGGGAUCCAAUUUUCACAUUUAGGGGAUUUUUCUCACCCGUUUUAUCAUCCUCCAGGAAAAUUUAAUGUCUGAUCGCUCGAAGCAAUAACACAUCAUUUGUGUCUGGAGUUGCACAUCAAAGUUUCGUUCUCACUGUAGGUAUGUUAGCAACCAUCACCAAUUAAAACUACAUCUGGAAGUUUCAUGUGCUCUUGAUAUUCAGGCUGUAAUUUAAAUCGCAAGCACAUUUAUACUAGACACCAAAAGAUGAUGUCAUUCUAUCACCAUUCGCAUGAUUUAUGAUUUAUAAGUCUCUCACUGCACAUGUUACAGUGGAUCUGAUGAUUUCAGUAGAUUUUCCCAGCUGUUGUCUUAAACCUUUGCCAGUAUGAGAAAGUUAUGGGCAACAAUGAAAUUAUUAUUAUUUGCUGAGUAAUAACCGUUUCAUUUUUAUUUACUUGCUGUCUCAGAUUUGCAUUCAUGUGACAGGGCUUCAUCUGACCCAAAAGUGUGACAUUGUUCUCUUACAAAACAAAACUUUUCCUUUGCAUUGUUGUCUGUUCCCAUGGGAACUUGGUUGCAUGUGAGAAAGGAAGUAAUUGGGUCAUUUUAUAGUUAAUACGAGAUGGAAAGGGAAUCCUUAAAAUGAUACAGAGGGUUUAGUGCAUUGACCACGGCUCUAAUUGACUGCUUCCUAAAACAAUAUCCUGACUUCAGUCUCGGGGAAGAGAAUAAGAGAGGAAAGCUGAGAAGUGCAUGAAAAGCUCUCCGAUGGCUCCGCCUCCUUUGCCCAAACAAGGGCAGAACAGUUCUAUGUUAGAGGGAUGAUAUCACCAGCAAGUGGGGCAAUGCCGUUUCACACAACAUUCACCUUUCACUGCGCUCAUGACAUGGUUGGAAUGUAAUGGCUAAUGCAGGGAUCCGUUCAGUGAUGCUUUGAGCAGAGUAACUUCAGAAACAUGUUAGGCAUGGAUCUACCUGGACUCCUUCCUAGCUAGAUGACUCAAGAGACUGUUGGAGCAAGAGAAGGCAUACCAGGCUCGCAAGGACAAGGAUCACAGCAAACGUCUUGAGAAAGUUCGGGAGGAGCUGGUUAAGUUGAAAUCAUUUGCCCUGAUGCUGGUGGAUGAAAGGCAGCUUCACAUUGAACAGAUUGACCAGGAAAGACAGAAGGUCCAGGAUCUUAGCAAGAAGCUACAUGAAAGAGAGCAGCAGUUGGAGCUCAUCAACAGCAAAGCUAAAGAAGACAGUCAGAGGAUCCAAAGGCUGGAGCUUGACCUAGAACAUAAGACCUCCAAAACUUCACAGGAACAUGAGGAGAUGACCGCCAAGCUGGCCAAGCAGGAGUCUGAAAGUCGACAGCUGCGUCUGAAGCUGGCCAGCAUGUCACGCAGAAUUGAGGAGCUGGAGGAGGCCAAUCAUACACUGCAGAAGUCCGAGGAGGACCUUCAGGACCUGCGGGACAAAAUAAGUAGAGGGGAGUGCGGGAACUCGAGCCUCAUGGCUGAGCUGGAGAACCUUCGGAAGAGAGUUCUGGAAAUGGAGGGCAAGGAUGAGGAGAUCACGAAAACAGAAGCACAGUGCAAGGAGCUAAAGAGGAGGCUCCAAGAUGAAGAGAAUCACAGCCGUGAGCUGAAACUAGAGGUUGAAAAACUGCAAAAGAGGAUGGUAGACCUGGAGAAACUGGAGGGAGCUUUCAAUGUGAGCAAGUUUGAAUGUGCCCAGCUUCACAACAACCUGGAGAAAGAAAGAAUCUUGACAAAGAGCUUAGCGUGUGAGCUGGAAACAGUUAAAAACCAUAUCAAAGAACUUGAGUGCUCAGAAUCGAGGCUGGAAAAGGCUGAGAUUGGUUUAAAGGACGACUUGUCCAAGCUAAAAUCAUUCACAGUGAUCCUAAUGGACGAGAGAAAGAACAUGGCAGAACGAAUUAAACAGGAAGAGCAGAAAAGUGAGGAGAUUAACAAACUGUUUAAAGCUGAGCAAUGCAAAGUCAUGGAGGUCACAGAAAAGCUGAUUGAGGAAAGUAAGAAGCUUCUUAAACUGAAGUCCGAAAUGGAGAUGAAAAUGUCCGCUCUUACCAAGGAGAAAGAUGACCUGAAAUCUAAACUUGCAAGUGAAGAAGAGAAACGAAAGGAUCUCAGUGUAAAGUUAUGUCAGAUGCAAACUAAAAUGGACAAGCAAGAGGAAGCUGAGUGGGAAUCUUCAAGAAACAGAGCUAAUGUAGACAAAGUUGGGUAUCCUGAUGAGGACAACAAGGUUAAGGAGCUCACAAUGGAGAUCGAGAGACUCAGGAACCGACUUAAACAGCUUGAGGUUGUGGAGGGCGAUUUGUUGAAGACAGAGGAUGAAUACGACAUGCUUGAGAAGAAGUUCAGAACCGAGCAAGACAAAGCCAAUGCUCUUUCCCAGCUCCUGGAGGAAAUGAAGACGCAGAUCACCAAGAACAAGGCCAUAGAAAAAGGAGAGUUGGUAAGCCAAGAAGCUGAACUGAGACUACGCUGCAAGAUGGAGGAGGCAAAAACGAGAGAUCUUCAGGCCGAUGUCCAAGCUCUAAAGGAGAAGAUUCAUGAGCUCAUGAACAAGGAGGAUCAGCUAUCUCAGCUUCAGGUGGACUACACAGUUCUCCAGCAGCGGUUCAUCGAAGAGGAGGAUAAAAAGAAAAACAUGAGUCAAGAAGUUCUCAAACUAACCAAAGAGUUGGAAGCUACGAAGCGUUACAGCCGUGCCCUUAGACCCAGCAUGAACGGAAGGAGGAUUGUGGACGUUCCUCUCACUUCCACUGCAGUACAGACCGACGCAGACAUGAACGAACACAUCGAAGACGAGACUCCAGCUGUGUUCAUCCAGAAGUCUGUUCUAGAGGAAAAUCACAUCAUGAGUAAUCUAAGGCAGAAAGGUCUCAAGAAACCGACUGUGUUGGACCGUUACCCACCUGCGGCAGCAGAGUUGGGGAUGAGGAAGUCUUGGAACCCUUGGAUGAAGAAGAAAGAAGCGGUUACUAUCACUCAGGGAUUUCCAUCGACACAGGAGGUCAAUGGAACAACAUCUCGGACAUCACCAGAACUAACCAUGUCUCAGAAACCCGGUCAGCCCCUUCAUAUUAAGGUGACUCCAGACCAUCAGAGCAGCACCGCCACGUUGGAGAUCACCAGUCCACGUGCUGAGGACUUCUUCUCAAGUACCACCAUCAUCCCAACUCUUGGGCUCCAGAAACCACGCAUAACAAUCGUUCCUACUUCUAUGCUGCCAAAGUCCAAAACCAACGAAGGGCCAGCUGAACGGACAAAGUCUCCAGUCACUAUAAUGGCCAUCUCCAGAGCUAAAUCUCCAGAGAAGGGUAAAGGCUCCUACUCGGAGCAUCCUGCUUCUCCUCUGUCCAUCAUAACCGUUAGCGCAACUCCAGUCUCCCAGACAUCCAUCUCCCCAGAGCCCCAUGACAUGACCAUGGGCAGGGCCGUGUUCAAGUUGACCCCUGAAAAGCAGACGGUUCCAACGCCCAUCCGGAAAUACAACUCCAAUAUUAUAACCACAGAGGACAACAAGAUCCACAUCCACCUGGGGUCACCAGGGUUCAAGAAACCUCAGGAUGACAGAAGUGGCUCAGUUACGGUUUGGCCUAAUGGUAUAAGUUCAGACAGCAGAGAGAUGCCAACGGGGACAGUUCUCCGCUCUCCCAGACAGACGUCAGCUCAUGUCGGGAACAUGAUCCAAGGCAAGAUGACCAGCACCAUCACAAUAACCCCCAUCACUUCGGCCCCAUCCAGGUCUACUCAGUCUGUGUUGCUUCUGAAAUGUUUCAAAAUGUUAUCAGGGGGUGUCUGCUCCCUAGAUAGCUCGAUCUCUUUCAAGCACGGAACGGAUGUGCAGUCAUCUCGCUCCACGGCAACACGAAUCCCCAUGUCAAAAGGUAUGAAAACAGGGAAAGCGGUCUUGUCCACGACGUCACGCUCUGAGAGCCAGUCUAUGAAAAUUGAACUGAGGAAAUCUGCAGUUUGCAGCUCUGCAGCCGGAGCCGGAGGAAAGAGCUGAGAUUGGCUCGUGUUAAAGUGGCACUGGAAUUUAAUCUAAGCACUACAGAACUGAAUGAAAUCUGAACAAAAGUGUUGAAAUAUUAAACAAAGAAAUCAUUGGCACUGGGGCCUCCCAUUUCUAGAUUGAGAAACAUUAUUGUAAUAUUGUAAAUACUGUAUGUCAAAUCAGCCUUUAUGAAUUGUACAGACAUUUAUAAUUAGAUCUCAGACGGUUGGAAUGUGUGCAUGUGUGUUUUGUGCUAAAACAUCUGAACUAACCCUUCACCAUUUCUUUUAGUAUUUAUUUUCCUAUUACCAUUUCACUAAGGUUUUAUUCUGUAAAACUGCUUGUGGAGGUUUCCAGGGGGGUGCAAAUGUAUUGUAUUAAAUGUCGCUGAACGAAUUUUGUGAUUUCACUAAAUAAAUAUUUUUCUGUCUUCAGAAUACAUAGAAACACUCUUUUUUAUUUUGGGUUUAUUGAUUAUUUAUAUAUUGAUAUUUGAUAGGGAAUGUUAGGAAGAAAAUGGGGGAAUAAAUAUUAUUUAUUAUUAUGGAUUAUGUUCUGUGUAUCUAUGUCCAGUAUAAUGGCAUUGAACUAGUCAGGAAACCUCCAUAAAUUGUGAAUAACAUUUUAAACCAUAUUGACAUUAGUUUAAGCAUGUUCAGCGGAUAAACUGAUAUUCAUGAUUCACCCAUUUUGGAUACAAAAUAUUCUGACAGUGAAGGAAUUUUAUAUUAUUCCUAAAAAUGAUUCCAAUGCCUUUUGUUUCCUUGCAAUUCAGCAACACAUUCUGAAUCAAUUUUGAUCAAUGACACUUUUGUUUUGAACGGAACAGCUGAUAUAAAUAUUUAUAAAUACAAGCAUCACAUUUCUGCUUCUAAACUUUCCCAAAUGUCUCACCCCAUCGAAGUCUAUUACUGUAAACAUGGUUUUUACUUCUUUGGUUUUAACUGAGGGGAAGGGUCUAAAUUGGUAAACAACAUUAUUUUACAGAUUGAACCUGCAUUGAACCCAGAAUAUUUAUACAAUGAAGGUUUUGACACACAUUUGUGACUUGUAUUGCAAAGGAGAAAAAGCUACUAAGCAAGUUUACUUAGAAAAUGGUCAGUUGUUUUUUUUAGCAUCUUAAAGGAAUUAAAGCUUGUUGAAAAUCUACUCAGGCCAUCCAAGAUGUAGAGGAGUUUGUUUCUUCGUGGGAACAGAUUUGGAGAAAUGUAGCACUACUGUACAUCACUUGCUCAGCAAUGGAUCC
Molecule: messenger RNA, 6413 nt
Organism: Onychostoma macrolepis
Lineage: Eukaryota; Metazoa; Chordata; Actinopteri; Cypriniformes; Cyprinidae
Gene: filip1b
Product: filamin A interacting protein 1b
Exons: 4
Coding region: 2267-5179 (970 amino acids)
Source: RefSeq, a predicted model, not a curated record